Wallemia ichthyophaga EXF-994 is the source of this 1077-nucleotide messenger RNA. RefSeq names its product putative deoxyhypusine synthase. Gene Ontology annotation, biological process: peptidyl-hypusine biosynthetic process. The transcript is spliced from 4 exons. Bases 1 to 1077 code for a protein of 358 amino acids. Lineage: Eukaryota; Fungi; Basidiomycota; Wallemiomycetes; Wallemiales; Wallemiaceae. Gene Ontology annotation, molecular function: deoxyhypusine synthase activity. Gene Ontology annotation, cellular component: cytoplasm. The record is from RefSeq and is a predicted model, not a curated record.
AUGUCCACUUGCAAUCAGACAGACGCAGCUAAUGCAGCUGUAUUCGUGAAAUCAGACCCAGUCCCAGAUUCAGCCAGGCUCGUCCAAGGCCCUGACUUUGAGCAGCCGCAGUCUCUGCAGGGUUUGUUAUCUGCGUACGAGACUAUAGGAUUUCAAGCAACGGGACUGGCUAGGGCGGUGGAAAGAUCGUGGAGGCUGUCUGAUGAAGAUAGAGCUGAGGACGAUGAUACACCCGAAGAGGAGCGCAGGAACACCACGGCGAAUAUCUUUCUCGGAUACACAUCUAAUCUAAUCUCAAGUGGUUUGAGAGAAAUAAUGCUGUUCCUGGUGAAGAAUAAGUACGUAAAUGUACUGUGCACCACUGCUGGCGGCGUGGAAGAAGACUUUAUCAAAUGCCUCGGUCCUGGUACUUAUUUACCCACCGGCGAUGGCUGGAAUCUUGAUGGCGCUCAUCUACGCAAGAAGGGAAUGAACAGGAUAGGUAAUCUCCUCGUACCAAAUGAGGCUUAUUGUCGGUUCGAGGAUUGGGUUGUACCCAUUUUAGAUGCGAUGAGGGAGGAACAAGAUACAGAACAAACACGUUGGACACCUAGCAAGGUUAUACACCGACUGGGGAAGGAGAUCAACGAUGAGCGGAGUGUGUAUUACUGGGCUUACAAGAACGACAUUCCUGUCUUCUGUCCAGCACUCACAGAUGGCUCACUGGGAGACAUGAUAUACUUUCACUCAUACAAAAAUCCAGGACUGAAUAUCGAUCUCGUUGGUGAUAUUAGAAGGCUCAAUGACCUUUCAGUAAGGUCUAAAAAGGCGGGUAUCAUUAUAUUGGGUGGUGGUGUAUGCAAGCAUCAAGUGUGCAAUGCCAUGUUAUUUCGCAAUGGGGCAGAUUACGCCGUAUAUGUCAAUACUGGCCAAGAAUUCGACGGAUCAGACGCAGGAGCUAGACCUGAUGAGGCCAUAUCAUGGGGGAAGAUAAGGAGUGGAGCGGAGUCAAUAAAAGUGAGUGCAGAUGCCACGCUUGUUUUCCCUAUGUUGGUGGCAGCGACAUGGGGAAAAGCACAUUGGGAGAAUAGGCAGUAA